AUGAAAGGUUUGAAUUACAGAUUUCCUCAUUCUAGAUAAGAUUCAGGAUAAGCCAACAGAGGCGACAAAAGUUUGCUAAAUCAAGGAAACCAAGGGGCCCAAGUAAUGCAUAUAUUCUACAACCAUUUAAUAGAUGGAAUGAACACAACGAUCAUUCUCCUUCCCCCUUAAUGCAUGCCAUGUAGAAGAUUUCAGUAUAGUCUAGUUAAUCUACAUCUGCUAAUCAUUCUAAAAAAUCCUCCAUUUCUUAAACCUAAAUAAACCCAAUAGAUGUCAUUUCUAAAUUAUUUGAUUCUUAAAAAAGAGGAUGAAGAGCAAGAGAAACAAGUAGUUCAACAAUAACAGAAUCAACAUAAACAAUAAUAGUCAUCAUUCAUGUAAAAUAAUUACUUCCCCAAUGAAGUAGUCGUUUAGAGAAACAUGUUUAAUUUUUUGUAUGUUAUUGGAAUUGGUGGGUUUGGUAAGGUUUGGAGAGUAGAGCACAAAAAAAAUGGUUAGACUUAUGCUAUGAAAGAGAUGUCUAAAGCUUUGUAUUAAUAUAUUCUCAUAUCAAAAGGAUCAUUGCUAAAAAAAGUGUAAAUUCUUGUUAUCAAUGAAAGAAGCAUAUUGAGUAACCUUAAACAUCCCUUUCUUGUUAACAUCUACUUUGCUUUCUAAGACAGAGAAAACUUAUUUUUAGUAUUGGAUUACAUGCAAGGAGGAGAUCUGAGAUAUCACAUAGGAAGAAUGCGUAGAUUCAGUGAGGAUCAAACAAGAUUUUUUAUGGCUUGCAUCUUUCUAGGAUUAGAACAUAUGCACUCUAAAAAUAUAAUACAUAGAGACAUCAAACCAGAGAAUUUAGUCUUAGACAAAAAUGGAUAUGUCAGAAUUACUGAUUUAGGCAUUGCUAGAGUUUUGAGACCUGAUAAUGCUUAAGAUACAAGCGGAACACCAGGAUACAUGGCUCCUGAAGUUAUGUGUAGAUAAAAUCACUCCUAUGCUGUGGAUUAUUUUGCCUUAGGAGUAAUUGGUUACGAAUUUAUGCUUGGCAAAAGGCCUUAUACAGGAAGAUCCCGUAAAGAAAUUAGAGAUUAAAUAUUGGCAAAGCAAGUCUAAAUUAAAAGAUCAGAAAUACCUGAUAAUUGGUCUCUUGAAUCUGCUGAUUUCAUCAAUCGAUUAAUUUAAAGAAAACCUGCGAAUAGAUUAGGUUUUAAUGAACCCUAGGAAUUGAGAUAGCAUUCCUGGUUUAAAAAUUUUCCAUGGUAAAAGCUCUAUAAUAAGGAAUUAAAAGCACCGUUUAUUCCUCAUCAAACAGAGGAUAAUUUCGAUGCUCGAUAAAUAUCAAUUGAAGAUGAAGAAAACAAUGAAUUGAUUCAAAAAAAUGUUAUAAUGCUAAGGAGAAAUUCAAUACAAGCACUAUUUAAUGGAUAUGAACUCGAUAAUUUUACUUAGGCAAAUGAACCUAUAAAGCAAUAACUCAACAAUAGUAAUUAUUGA
Paramecium tetraurelia is the source of this 1476-nucleotide messenger RNA. RefSeq lists its product as uncharacterized. The transcript has 9 exons. The record is from RefSeq and is a predicted model, not a curated record. Gene Ontology annotation, biological process: peptidyl-serine phosphorylation; intracellular signal transduction. Gene Ontology annotation, molecular function: ATP binding; protein serine/threonine kinase activity. NCBI's taxonomy places the organism in Eukaryota, Ciliophora, Oligohymenophorea, Peniculida, Parameciidae.